CCUGUGUCGCCAGGGGUCUUUGCGACUCUGACCAGUAGGAGCAGGCAACAGCACAGCCAGGCCGCCUCCAGCCGCUUCCAACUCUGCCCCAGCAACAGCGCCGGAGCCCCAGCCAGGCGACCCAGCGCCGCGCCGCGCGCUCAGGGAGAGAAGCAGCUGUUCCCAACAGCUGGGGGGCGGCGGCGCCAGGCGCCCCAGGUGCUGUCCCGGCCAAUCGCAGGCGUCCGGCCCGCCCCCUCCCCAGCCGGGCGUCGACCCCCGGUCCGCUGGGGAAGGGAGCAGAGGGUUGGAGAGCUGUCCUCUGUCCGCACAGGUCUGGUAGCUCUCAGGCAGGAGGGACAGUCCCCAGCCCUAGCCGGGCCCAACGCUACGCCCCCAGCUACCACCUCCUUGACCCCGGGACGCGGUGGCCUCUGAGCCAACCCCACUCCCACCCCAGCCACCGAUUUUUUUGAGAAAGAAACAUCUACCUCUUCUGGACUCAGAGACCAUCACCCUCUCUUUGCAUUAAAAAAAAAUUUUUUUUUUUUUACUUCCACGCGGGGUGAGUGCAAAAGGCUCACGCUGGUUACCCGGACGAUCGGGAGGGUCUGGACAGUGACCGGACGUGGGGACGAGAGCAGAGCGCCCGGGCGAGUGUCCGGGGCCGAAGGCCAUUCGGGAAGCAGAGCGCCCAGCGCCCACGCCGCGCCCUCGCCCCCGCGCGCUCCCUCAGCCCCCGGCGGCCGCCGUGCGCUGCGGGAGACGCGGAGCCCAAGGACCAGGCGCAGCCGCAGCCGCAGCCGGAGCCCGAGCCGCGGGGCGGGCGCGAAGAUGCACACGACCCAGAAGGACACGACGUACACUAAGAUCUUCGUGGGAGGGCUGCCCUACCACACCACAGACGCCAGCCUGCGCAAGUACUUCGAGGUCUUCGGCGACAUCGAGGAGGCCGUGGUCAUCACCGACCGGCAAACGGGCAAGUCCCGGGGCUACGGAUUUGUCACCAUGGCUGACCGGGCUGCUGCUGAAAGAGCCUGCAAGGAUCCCAACCCCAUCAUUGAUGGUAGGAAGGCCAAUGUGAAUCUGGCAUACUUGGGAGCAAAACCAAGAAUCAUGCAGCCAGGUUUUGCCUUUGGAGUUCAACAGCUUCACCCGGCCCUUAUACAAAGACCUUUUGGGAUCCCUGCCCACUACGUCUACCCGCAGGCUUUUGUGCAGCCUGGAGUGGUCAUUCCCCACGUCCAGCCUACAGCAGCUGCGGCUUCCACCACACCGUACAUUGAUUACACUGGAGCUGCUUACGCCCAAUACUCAGCGGCUGCAGCCGCAGCUGCAGCAGCCGCUGCCUAUGACCAGUACCCCUAUGCAGCAUCCCCAGCUGCUGCAGGCUACGUGACCACUGGGGGCUACAGCUAUGCUGUCCAGCAGCCAAUCACCGCCGCUGCACCUGGGUCAGCUGCCGCCGCGGCUGCAGCCGCAGCAGCCGCAGCAGCCUUCGGCCAGUACCAGCCUCAGCAGCUGCAGACAGACCGAAUGCAGUAGACUGGCCAGUCUGGUCCAAGUCAAAAGAGUUUCUUGUUCCCUCCCAGUUUCCCAGGUGUUAGUAGUUGAUGAGAAGGUUAACAUUGACUUGACAGCUUUAAAAGGAGAAAGCAAAGCUAUGUUGUGAAGCAAAGGUGUUACUUUUUCUUACUCCAAGGAGUGCUGCAGGUGGAGAGGGGAGAAUGGGAGGGUAAGGAGCAGUUUUUGAAGUCAAUCCCAAAGAGCCUGAGUUACACAGAUUAGCCACUAGGACAUGAUGGCAGGGGUAUGUAUCAAUGGGACUUCACUUUUAUAUUGGGGUUUUUUAUUUUUUGCUCUUUUUAUAGUAUCAGGGAAGCAAACUGCCUUUUCCAAGUUAGAAAACGCUAUGUGAAUCUAGUUGAACCAGGGAAUAUGGAGUGAGCAAUAUGUAGCUUGAAUUAUGCGUAAAUGUAGAUUUAAAAAAAAAAACAAA
Molecule: messenger RNA, 1978 nt
Organism: Acomys russatus (golden spiny mouse)
Lineage: Eukaryota; Metazoa; Chordata; Mammalia; Rodentia; Muridae
Gene: Rbm24
Product: RNA binding motif protein 24
Exons: 4
Coding region: 814-1524 (236 amino acids)
Cellular component (GO): cytosol
Molecular function (GO): mRNA 3'-UTR binding
Source: RefSeq, a predicted model, not a curated record